AUGGUCAAGCACCAGCGUCGAUCGCACCAACAAGGGAUGAACCCCAACGAUAUCCUGGACGAUUGCUCCUCAGACUCGGAUGAUGACGAGCCUCCGUCCACUCCCCAGCACUCUGGGAUGACCUGGUCCCCUCAGGAUAUGGUUCCCAUGAACCAAGGGAUCCCGCAUGGCUCAUUGCAUCGCUCGGCUUCUUAUGCCGACUUUGAGCAACAAGUCCAUGGACAGCAUCUUCAGCAGCAAUACGGUGGCCGACAAGGCCUUCCUCCUCACGUUCCCCACGAGUUCCAUGGACCGACCAUGCCUGACCAUCAUGCGGGCGUUCAGAUGGUUCAUCGUCCCACGAAUAUGCCACGCCAGGCAUACUAUGUAACUGAGCAAGGAAACCCUGGUGUUGCUACCAUGACGAGUGCCGUUCAGCCUCAUUAUCAACUCCCUCAGCAGGUGGAGCGACCUCCCAUGGACAUACCAUAUCCGGCCUCAGGAAUUGCGACCUCGAUUCAGAGCAGCCCUAGUGCCUUCUCUGCCACCUCGGUUCCUAGCCCAAUGAUCCCGGAGGGCUUCUACGCGCAUCAACCUGGAAACCCACCAGCCUAUAGCGCGGCGGAUUCCCAGCCGGCUAUCAUUCAGUACCACCAACCUAUCCAACAUCCCAUGAGCCAGUCUCAGCCGCCUGUGACUUCCCAGGCACCGCAGAUCCAGGCUCCACCGGCUGACCACUAUCCCCAACCGCCUGCUCAACCACAACACGAGCAGUGGGCUCAUUACGACCCGCCGAUUGAAGUGACGACUAUUGGACAGUUGCCGGCCUACGGAACUGGAGUUUACGAUAUCUACGGACCGAAGAUCGAGUUCGAUGACCCGACAAUGCAGCUACCAAGCAGCAGGCUCGCGAGCCUGUGA
This is a messenger RNA of Fusarium vanettenii 77-13-4, 900 nucleotides long. RefSeq lists its product as uncharacterized. The record is from RefSeq and is a predicted model, not a curated record. Lineage: Eukaryota; Fungi; Ascomycota; Sordariomycetes; Hypocreales; Nectriaceae. The coding region runs from base 1 to 900 and encodes 299 amino acids. The transcript has a single exon.